Molecule: messenger RNA, 4377 nt
Organism: Bactrocera oleae (olive fruit fly)
Lineage: Eukaryota; Metazoa; Arthropoda; Insecta; Diptera; Tephritidae
Source: RefSeq, a predicted model, not a curated record
AUGAUUUUCGUCUUUCCACCUGUAUUUAAACCGUUUAGCCUCCGCGUUUUAAUUUUUUCCCCCUGUCUCUCUCUCUCUCUCACUCUCUUUGUCUCCUACUGUGUCUUUGCAGGACCCUGUCCGCAAGGCACCUUCGCUUGUGAUGGCAACACGUUGUGCGUGCCGCAGCGUCAAAUUUGCGACAAUCGCACAGAUUGCGAGGAUGGCAGCGACGAACACCCGGUCGAGUGUGGCCUACUUUAUGGCAGUAAGGCGCUGACCGAUAAAAUUGUCGGCAAUGCAAUUGAACGGCGUAGGCAACAACAGCGACAAAAACAACAACACCAGAGUAAGACACUUAGCAGCGGUCGCAAUGGCACCGCGGGUGAAUUGAUAAAUGUGACGACAAUGGGUGUGCCGCCGGUGGAGCAAGCAACCAUUGACACCGAAAAUGGUGGACGUCGAACGCAAGUGAGUGGCAACGAAGAAGUUGCGAUUUGUGAAAUAACAACAUAUCCAAAAGGUAUUUGCACCUGCCGCCAGCGUUCGAUAUUAUAUUGUGGACGUAAGGCGAAAUUGACGCGCAUACCGCGCUUAAGUGUCGAGGUGACGUAUUUGAUGAUAGUCCGCAGUAAUGUGACGCUGCGUGAAAAUAGCUUUAUUGGGUUGAAACACUUACAGAAGCUCUCACUGAAGCAUUGCAACAUAUCGCAUGUGCCGCUAGGCACAUUCAAUGGCCUACAUCAGCUGGAGAAAUUGGAUGUGCGGCAUAACAAUAUCAGCAUUUUGUCAGUUGGCAUAUUUCGUGGCAUGAACUCUCUGGUGUGGCUUUUUUUCAUUUCGAAUCAAUUGCGUCAGUUGCCGUUGGCGCUGUUUGUGGACAUGCCACGCCUCGAAUGGCUGAUGCUAAGUGAUAAUUUGCUCACACUGCGUAACGAGAAAUUUCCGCACAUGCAGCGUCUCUACGAAAUCUAUUUGGAUUCGAAUGCCAUUGAGUACAUUUCAGAGGACAUGUUUGCGAAUCUUGCCGCUUUAAAUCUGUUAAAUCUCAAUGACAAUCGUAUUACACACAUACAUCCGAGAGCUUUUUGGGGUUUGAAUGACAUUAGAGAUGUUCGGCUGAUUGGCAAUCCAUUGAAGGAGCUCUCUGGUGAAGUAUUUUUACGGAGUAGUUGCUUGGAAGCGCUUUCCCUUAGUCAUACACCGCUAUACAUCAGCCAACAGCUAAUUGGAUCUCUUAAUAUAUCGUAUCUUAAUUUAACGGAAAUCCCAUUCGAACGCAUAGAUUUUGAAGCCAUCAAUCAGAUGUCCAAUCUUAAAUAUAUUGUGUUUGACCGUUUCUAUUUUUGCUCAAUGACACCACAAGUUCGUAUGUGUAAGCCGAAUAGUGAUGGUGUUUCGUCAUUUCGCGAUCUGCUAAGUAAACCGGUGUUACGCUACUCGGCUUGGAUAAUGGCUUUUGUAACGGUGGUAGGAAAUAUAAUGGUACUUUGGGGACGUUUCAUUUAUCGCGAUGAGAAUAUUGCCGUAACAAUGGUCAUACGCAAUUUGGCAUUGGCUGAUAUAUUAAUGGGUUUCUAUUUAAUAACAAUUGGCGUACAGGAUUAUCGUUAUCGGAGCGAAUAUUACAAAGUCGCACUCGAUUGGAUCACCUCCUGGCAGUGCGCUGCUAUCGGCUCGCUGGCCGUCACAUCAUCCGAGGUGUCCAUGCUAAUACUCGCCUUCAUGUCAUUCGAACGUUUUCUACUCAUUGCCGAUCCGUUUCGCAGUCAACACCGUAUCGGUAUUAAGAAUAUUUUUAUAGCCCUACUAGCUAUUUGGUUGAUGGGCGUGGGCAUUGCUGUGGCGCCAGUUGCACUUUGGCACUCAAGCACCAAAUUCUAUGGCACCUACUCGGGCACAUGCUUCCCGCUACACAUACAAGAACCAUAUCCACUGGGUUGGCAAUAUUCGGCAUUCAUCUUCUUGGGCGUGAAUUUGUUUUUACUACUAAUGAUUGCGCUACUCUAUACAGCGUUGCUCAUAUCCAUUUGGCGUACACGUAAAGCGACACCACUCUCCCUGUUGGAUUGUGAAUUUGCGGUGCGUUUCUUUUUCAUUGUGCUCACGGAUGUAUUGUGCUGGGCGCCUAUUAUUGCCAUGAAGAUUUGGGUCUUCUUUAACUAUAACAUUUCGGACGAUAUCUACGCUUGGUUGGUAGUCUUCAUUUUGCCGCUAAAUUCCGCUGUCAAUCCGCUGCUGUACACAUUCACCACACCGAAAUAUCGCAAUCAAAUACUCUUACGCGGUUGGAAGAAAAUAACAUCGCGACGUCGAGCUGAUCCAUCCAACGGUUUGGCAACGACAAUUGCAACCGCCACAGCAUCAUCCAAUCCGGAUGAAUCGUCGAGCAAAGCCAUACCGCUGACAGUGAAUCACUGAGAGUAGAUUUAUUUUUAUAAAUACUAAUUAAAGGGUGGUUCAUAUAUUUGUUUCUGUUAAACUAACAUUCCGCAAAUUCCUACGUUAAGUGACAGAUUCUGGCUUUAUCUCGAGGUUGCCUUGGUCCUUAUUCAACCGAACCGUUGUUGAAUAGUUCGUCUAUCCAAAAGAUUAAUUGUCUCAUAGGAAGUGCUGCACCAAAAGAUCAUCCAAGUGUAUGUCUUCAAUUUUAGACUUUUUAAAAAUGGUCCAACUUGAUUGGAGAGCGUUUAACUCUUACCAUAAUCACGUAUCCUGUAGUAUUUCCAAAGAAAAAUGAACCAAUGAUGCCAACCAUCGAAAGACCGCAGCAAACUCGCAUGAAAGUGGGCCCCCGUUAUUAUUUUGAGUUUUUCUUUUUUCCCUUAUUACCCUUCUCAAACCGACUUUAGCAUUGCUUCCUCCCUGGAAGCGUGGGUUUUUCUUCUAAAUCUUGCCAUCGAGAAGAAAGUGAACCCACGUUAAUAAUUUUUUUUCUUUUUUCCCUCAUUAUAUAAUGCCGAUUAAUCGUUAGGGAAAUAUCCGCAAUACCUAAAAUUUUACUUACAAUCUUAAACAACAAAUCCAAAUAUAUUUCUACAACUACUGAAAAGUCUAGGUUUAAUACUGCGUUUUAUAUUAUACUCCAUAGCAGUGACCCAAGUAUUGAGGCGUUUGGUAUUCCAUCUGUAUUACUCUUUAGACUCUUCGUGACUAUGGUUUUGGAAGAGUCUUGAAUGAUGUACUUAGUAAUUAUUCUCAUGAGACAUGAAAUACUAUACGACUGUCAGAGCCAGUGACAUCGAGUUUAGAUCGUGAUAAUUAUAUAAUAUUUAUUCCUUCCUAUAUUUCACAUUUACCGGGGGCUGCUCCUCCUGUAUGUACAAACUGUACAUAGGCGAGUUGUACUAGCGACAGGGGGCACCUUUGCCCAACUUACAUCGGAAUGGCAUCGAGUUGGAUCUUCAUUGACGUCUAGCAUUCUAGCACUGGAUCAAUGGACCUCACAUGCGUUUAGCAGACGCUGAUCGACGACUCGCUUCUGUGUGUCUGCAAAAUUCUAGGGUAGAAUACAGGAGAACUACUGAAUUACUUAUCCUAGCAAAGUUUAUUUUGCAGCAAUCGUAAGGUUUCUUACUGGACACUGUCCAAUAGGCAUUCAUGCCGUAAAGUUAGCUCAGACGUAAGUUGUCAAAGUUGUAUGAAGGAGGGUGAGCUGAAAACAUUCCGACACUUUCUGAUCCAUUGUCCAAUUUUUCGAAGACUGAGUUUGAAGCGUCUCGGCACCUUCGGCGAACCAGGAGACAUAUCUGAAACUGACAUUAGUCAUCUCAACAAAUUUCUGAUAUGCUCAAAGCGCUUUGUCGAUUUGUAAGGUUCAAAUGAUCUAUUAUAUAAGAGAUUUAGGUAUCACAACGUAUUGGCGGUCUAAGCUGUCCAAGUGAGCUUCCUGGUAUGAUCGCCCCCUUAACUUAAACUAGGCAAGUAAUAUUUUAAGGUAGUAAAAUAUCAGUUCCCUUAUAUUCAUAUUCGGAAGACACUCCCAUCUAAUAUCUUUAGUUAGUUAAAAGUGUAUAUAAGCAUCAAUAUUCGCGGAGCUAUUAUACUUUUAUAUAAGAACCGUUACUGUUCAAAUAAUGUGUGCGUAAAAAUCUCACCAAAUGAAUCACCCUUUAUAUAAAUAAAUGCAUAUGUAGGUGUUUCGUUGCCACCAAGUGGUUGAUCGGGCAUUUAUAUUAAAAACACACAGUUUAUACAUACAAGCAUAAAUAGCUGUAAGUAAUAAAAUAUCUACAUAUGUACAUACUAGCUACAUGAAGUAACUGCUACCUCAAGUUAUCGAGUACAACUACAAGUGCAGUAGCAGUUUAUUUACCAAAGAAAUUGUCUAGCAUUUAAGCUGCAUUUACAUACACACAUACCCGUAUACAUACAUACAUAUGUUCACAUGUAUGUAUU